Molecule: messenger RNA, 2672 nt
Organism: Spirodela intermedia
Lineage: Eukaryota; Viridiplantae; Streptophyta; Magnoliopsida; Alismatales; Araceae
Source: the annotation of a GenBank genome assembly
AUGACAAGGAUUGGCUCUAUGGGCAAGGGAAGUUCAGCCAAAAAGUUAUUGAACUAUUCUGCUCCUCUGUCAGCCAUAUCUAGUGCAGUCAACACGGCCUCUAUAGUGGACCGAGUAAGAAUGUUUUGUUUGGUGGCCUUCUAUGCUACAAACCUUCCACCUGACAUAAAGGCAUAUUUACAUCUGGUUUCUGUUUGCAUUCGUGCCGAUCUUAUUUUUCCUUUCCACUUGUUCAGUUCUAAUGUCUACAUUAAUGUUUAUAUUUUUUCCCCUCAUUUCUGUUACUGUUUUCUUAUGCUAUGCUGUUGGUGUUUAUCUUUCACUUACAUUGCUCUUUUUCUGUCUGUUUCAAAAAUUCUGAAAUAGCCAAUUAUCCAUUAUAUUGGCUUACUUUUGCAGUCUUUCAGUGGAAGCAACAUAUUUGGGUUCAUCUUCUACAAGCAUCCUUGGACAGAGCAUUUCAUUUGGUCUUCCUAAUUUUAGAUAUUCGAAUGUUUUUCAUCAUCGUAGAGGAUCAGGCUUUCUUGUUAGAGCUGAAGUCGUGAGUAUGAUUUAACAAAUUAAGUUUUUUUCAAUGAAAUACACUGGAUGAUGCCAUGUUUUACUGAAGUGCCGUAAAGUAAAUUAUCCAUUUGUCGAGUCUACGAAUCUUAAGUUUUCUUAUCGUGCACAGGAUUACUACUCAGCCCUUGGUGUCUCAAAAAAAGCCAGCAAAUCUGAAAUCAAAACUGGUGACUUUCCUAGACGUUGACUUGUCUUAUAUGUUCAUGCUGAGACUUUGCUCUUCUCUGAUUAUUAGCCUUUGACUUUUUUAUUUUAGUUUCGGACACAGUAGUGCAAAACUUUAUGUUUUUUUUUUUUUCGUUUUGAAGAAAACUAGAGUCAUCAUCAUUCCUGGGGACUGAAACUGCUCCCACAUUUCUGAGGUUUUGAAAUCUUUGUGCAUUUUGAUCUGAGAUUGUGCUGUAAUUCCCCUUGUGUUGGAUGGUUUCCAUCAAAGAAACUCGCCUCUUGUGUAUCACCUUCUCCACUUCUCGGUUUCUAAAUUGGGGGAAACCCGUAGGUACUAUGAUAUUAUGUUCUGUAGAUUACUUAAUUUCCGGACCAGUAGAUGAUCGAACAAAAUGAAUUAUAGUAUGCGCGACAUCAGUUUUCUUUAUGUGGAAUUCAAUCGGCACGGCCAAUUAAUUUCGUUUACACGCUCGUGUUGUUCCAUCAUCUGUAGCUUAUCGGAAACUUGCUAGGAGUUAUCACCCAGAUGUGAACAAGUAAGUUCGCUGCUUCACUCUCUCCAGCAUGUCAUGUUAAUCUCUCCUCAGCAUGUUAUCACCCAGAUGUGAACCCAUUGUAGCACUCUUUUCAUCCAUUUUAUUUCGUUCCCUAGGUUGAAAUGCAGAAUUUCCCCUCAUAAUCUGGUGGGCCAAAACAUUGUGAUUAGCCGGUGACUGUCUUUGUUUACAUCCUGCCUCAGAGACUCUGGAGCUGAACAGAAAUUCAAGGACAUCAGCAACGCCUAUGAGGUUUGGUCUCUCUCCCUCUCCUUCCCUCCUUCACCCCUCCUUUCCCCCGAGCUUGGAUCCAUCUCACACCGAUCCUACACCAACCUCUCAGGUAUUAUCAGACCCGGAGAAGCGAUCUUUGUACGACCAGUACGGCGAAGCUGGGUUGAGAAGUUCUGGCAUGGACAUGGGGGUAAAGGCCACAAAUAUAUUUAUUUAUCCGUAUGAAGUAUCGUUGAUCAUCAAUCAGUUGCAGAUGAAAAUUAUAUCUUGAUCCGGGACGUUUUCCUUCUGAUUCUGCAGGACUUUGGGAGCGCCUUCGAUCUGUUCGAGACAUUGUUUGAGGGAAUGGGAGGAAUGGGCGGAACGAGAGGAGGCAGAGGCGGCGCGAGGAAGAGGCCCGUGCGAGGGGAGGACGAGGCCUACAGCCUCUCCCUCAGCUUCAAAGAGGCAGUGUUCGGCGUGGAGAGGGAGAUCGAGGUCACCCGCCUCGAGACCUGCGGCGCCUGCAAGGGCUCGGGGGCGAAGCCCGGCAGCAAGCCGAAGCCCUGCGCCACCUGCGCCGGCCAAGGCCAGGUGGUCUCCUCCGUGCGGACGCCGCUGGGCAUCUUCCAGCAGGUGAUUGCCUGCCCCGCCUGCAGCGGUGCCGGGGAGGCGUUCGUCCCCUGCGGCACCUGCGGCGGCGACGGGCUGCAGAGGAAGGCAAAGCGGAUGGGCCUCAAGGUCCCCGCCGGGGUGGACUCCGGCAGCCGGCUGCGGGUCCAGGCGGAGGGCAACGCCGGCAGGAGAGGCGGCGGGCGGGGGGACCUCUACGUCUUCAUCGAGGUGAUCGCCGACCCGGUGCUGCGGCGAGAGGGGACGAGCGUGCUACACACCUGCAAGGUCUCCUAUGUCGACGCCAUCCUCGGCACGACGGUGGAGGUGCCAACGGUGGACGGGCCGGCGGAGCUGCAGGUGCCGGCGGGCACACAGCCGGGGGCCACUCUGGUGAUGUCGAAGAAGGGGGUCCCCUUCCUCCGCCGGCCAAAGGCGAGGGGGGAUCAGCUGGUGCUCAUUCAGGUGGAGAUCCCCAAGCGGCUGACCGACGAGGAGCGGAGCCUCGUUGAGGGCCUCGCCAAGCUGAGCAAGCCGGUCUCCGCCGCCGCCGUCGCCGCCACCGGCGGCCGGAGCUAG